Xiphophorus couchianus (Monterrey platyfish) is the source of this 1163-nucleotide messenger RNA. It is a transcript of the gene tshba, whose product is annotated as thyroid stimulating hormone subunit beta a. Gene Ontology annotation, cellular component: cytoplasm; extracellular region. The coding region runs from base 597 to 1037 and encodes 146 amino acids. Gene Ontology annotation, molecular function: hormone activity. Gene Ontology annotation, biological process: G protein-coupled receptor signaling pathway. The record is from RefSeq and is a predicted model, not a curated record. Lineage: Eukaryota; Metazoa; Chordata; Actinopteri; Cyprinodontiformes; Poeciliidae. The transcript has 2 exons.
GCUGACAUCUGUUUUUAACUCACACCAACCAAAAACAUAAUUCAGACACACAAUAAUGCACACAAAGACAUUAUUGCAUCUUAACUUCUGUUAAUUUUUAAUCCAAAAAUGGCUGAUUUGUUUUGAAUAAAGUGAUUAAACCCGCACUUUGACUUAUGUAACCCCUCAUAGCUUACACAUUGUUUCUAGCACAAGAUUUGUGGCACUUUGUGACAUCUAGUGGACACUGGAUUAGAGACUGCUUUCGGACAGAAUUACAUUGUUGUUUUCAUUAUGUUAUUCAUUAAGAACAUCAAUAUGUUCAUGUCAUCUACAAAAUGGGCUAAAAGUUCAGUGCACCUCUUUCGUCACAGAUAGACGAUAAUAGCUUGGAUUAACAUGGAUUAGAUUAUGUUUGUAUAUAUAUCUAUACAGUUCAUCUAGAAUGUUCAGACUCAGAACAUUACUAGAUCUGUAAGUGACUGCAUCUCUUAAACUUGAUUCUUUUGAACAAAGAAAAGAAAAGUCAUUUGAUGUAAUCCUAUGUUUUUUGCUUUGCUUGUCUUUCAUUACUUUGCAGGAACAAACCUGGUUAAGGGUAAACCACCUGGCUGAAAAUGGAGACAUCAGUGUUCAGCUGCUGGGUUCUUUUUCUGCUGAUUUAUCCAGUUGUUCCCAUGUGUCUUCCCACAGAGUUCACAUUGUUCGUGGAAAAGCCAGAAUGUGACUAUUGUGUGGCGAUCAACACUACUAUCUGCAUGGGAGUUUGUUUCACAAGGGACAGCAACAUGAGGGAUAUUUUCCGCUCACGCUUUGUUGUUCAGAGAAGCUGCACCUAUGAUAAGGUGGAAUAUCGCACAGCCAUUCUGCCUGGCUGUGCUAUCGACUCCAACCCUGCAUAUACCUACCCAGUAGCUAUCAGCUGCCACUGUGGUGCCUGCAGAACUGACAGGGAUGAAUGCACACUCAGACUCAACAGCUACGAUGCUAACUGUGCUAAACCAGUCAGGCGCGUUUAUCCUUAUCCUGGUCAAAGCAACUACAUGAUCCCAUUUUAAUUCUUCUGUUUAUGUAAGAAAAUAAAGGUUUUUACUUCUUAUCUUAUAAUAGACCAUUGACAGUUUGCACUGUUUCAUUCUAUUUAAUCUGAUUGUUGACUAAUAAAGUUAUAGUUUGACGUCUCA